AUGGAAAGCAAGAAGCCGCUCACUCUUCAAACAGAACUGGGCGCAUUCGGCGGGGAGGCCUUCUACAAGACCCAGUUGGAGCUCGCCAACAAGGAGAAGGCUCAACUGCAAGAGCGUCUUCGCGAGGUAGAAACGAAGAAUGCCUUCUUGCUUAAAUCUCUCUUCGAGCUGUCAGUGGCCCCCCCAGGCACUACCGCGGCCAAGGCCAUGCCCCUCGACAUCGUCACCGCUCUCAAAAAAAUGUCCCUACCCGCCGAGCAACCUCCCGGUCUCUCCGGAAAGGGCUCUGCAUACCGUCGCACAGCCCCACUAGAUCGGGUAUCGAUGGAAGCCUCAUUUUCAGGAGUCGGUGGGCACAUCAACACCAAUUUCACCCCGUUCCGGUAUCGCGGUGAGCUCAAAGGACACGCCUCGGCCGUAUACACAAUCCAGUACUCCCCGAGCGGCCAGCUGCUGGCCUCCACAUCAUUCGAUCGCCGUCUGUGCAUCUGGUCUAUGGAUAGAUUUCUGGAAAAGAGCAAUUAUGCUCCCAAACUUUCCAUUUCUGACGCCCACCGCGGUCCUUGCGUCGCCGUCGAGUGGGGCUCGCAUUCUGCUCGAGUCGUCACCGGGGGCUUGGACCAGUCGGCUGCCGUAUGGGACGUUGACUCGGCGCGCUACGACCCUGUCUCGCGCUACCUGUGCAACGGCUUGGUGAAUUCUGUCAGCAUUUCGCCUGCAAACGAUGAGCUCUUUCUCGUUGGUACUUCGAGAAAUUCUGUUCAUCUGUUCGAUAGACGUGUGGAACCAGAGGCCUCGGGAGCUCCGUGGGGCCGACACACGCUUGUUGACAAUGACUGCCCCGUCAACUCGAUACACGUGACACUAGACGGCAACCGAGUGAUUACGGGCGAUCAUGGUGGUGCCAUCAAGACUUAUGACUUGCGCAAAGUCGGGCCAGGCAAGUCGAGCGACGUCGGGGCGCGUUCUUGCUCUUUGACGGACGUGACGUACAACGACGCGAACCAUCGCCCCAUUACGCACGUGCACACAUCGCCGCCGACGUCUGUGGAGGACUACGGGCGGUUCAUGGCUGUGAACUCGUACGACAAUUUCCUGCGGGUGUACGACCGAGGGUCGUCGCUUCUCAAGGGAGAAAAACCUGAGCUGAAGGCCGUGCACGCACUGUCGGGGAUCAAGAACACGCACUGGCCGAUAAAGUCGAGCUUUUUCAUGGGCUCUGACUACCGGCCGCCAAGCAGCGGCUCCAAGCAUCGCAGGCAACGGCGGGCGCGAGAGUCGAGCAAGGCGUCAACGACGAGCGCGGAAGGGCGCGGGGUGGAAGAUGAGGACCGAUAUGCGUCGUCGUCAGAGGGCGGGGACGAGCUUUCGUAUAGCAGCUCGAGCGAGGCCGCGGAGAACGAGGCGGUGGAUGAGGAAGAGGCGGAUGAGGCGGGGACAACGAUCGGCGGACCGAUCCAGAACUCGCUGAUUCUGGCGUCGGGAAGCGCGGACGGAAAUAUAUGUUUGUUCGAUGUCGGGGGCAGACCGGGGACUGGGGCGCUGUUGCAGACGUUGGAGGGGCAUAAGGAUCGGGUGUAUGGUGUGGACUUUCAUCCGAAUGAGCCGAUAUUGGCGUCGUGUAGCGCGGAUUGCGGGAUCAAGAUUUGGCAGUCGUUUCGGUAACGGCCGCUGAGCCAGGAGAGCUGAAGAUCUUGUCUGGUGUAGUGUCUAUUGGACCUUUGUUCUGAUAUGAGGACAUUAUUUGAGCUAUUUUGUUCUUGACUUGCGCUUCCUCGACAAGAAAAAAAAGAUACCCCCGCCACCGUACUUGACUUCUGACUUUGGGACAGAAAGAACUUUGUGAGGGUUGCAUGUUCUUCCUCGUCAUUUUCAGAUAUGUCUGGAAAAGAAGCUUUUUUAAACCACCUUAAACCCGCAUGUAAAAUAACUUCGAAACCGAAGCCGCCAGUUUAAAAGG
Messenger RNA from Chondrus crispus (carragheen), 1960 nucleotides. RefSeq lists its product as hypothetical. Gene Ontology annotation, molecular function: protein binding. The coding region runs from base 1 to 1665 and encodes 554 amino acids. Lineage: Eukaryota; Rhodophyta; Florideophyceae; Gigartinales; Gigartinaceae. The record is from RefSeq and is a predicted model, not a curated record. The transcript is spliced from 2 exons.